AUGUGCCAAACUUCCUCCCCUUUCGCGACAUGUCCUGUUUUCCUGCCCAACCCCCACCAUAUGGCUGUCACCAGACUCUUUAAUCACCUUUUUGUGGUACCAAUGGCAGGAUGUAGUACCUUAGUCUCAUUCAACAUCGACUCUACUAGGAAUGCAGGAAUAGACUUCACUUAA
This is a messenger RNA of Plenodomus lingam JN3, 174 nucleotides long. NCBI's taxonomy places the organism in Eukaryota, Fungi, Ascomycota, Dothideomycetes, Pleosporales, Leptosphaeriaceae. The record is from RefSeq and is a predicted model, not a curated record.